CAAUCUCAGUCCAGAGAAAAAUGCAAACGAAAAUGGAAUGUCUAUGCAGAAUGAUAACUUCGAAGAGAUCAUAAACCUGCCUAUUGGUUCUAAACCUUCCCGGCUAGAUGCCAUGAACAAUGAUGGAAGCAAUAGUCCUGAAAUUCCUUUGAAUCCAAUUCUAGCCUUUGAAGAUAAGGGGACUCUUUUGCCUCAGGUAGACAAUGUUCAAAACACACCAAACAGCAGAAGUGAUCUGAUCGUUUCUUAUGAAGAACCAAAGGUGAUUAUGAGCAUCUCUGCAGUCAGUGGAGUUUCUUCCAUGCUAUGAAGGAGUGUUUUAUUUUCUCUCUCCGUUUUUUUUAAAGAUUUAUUGAAUAUCUUUUUUGGAAGGACUUUAGUAAAACCAGCAGAAGAAGUGAUGGGAAUAGACUUGGAUCACCUUUCUAAUAGCUUUCAUCACUAGAAAACUUGUGCUUCACAUGCAUUACUUAAUAUGGCUUUUUCCAAGCUUUUUCUGUUAGCAAAUGUAUAUUUCUGCAUUCCUUAAGACACAAGACACUGGAAUCUGAAUGCAAUGGGCUGAUUUGGGUGGUGGGACCGAUUCUUUUUUUUUAAAAAAGGUGUAUGUUGGUUUAAAGGGCAUAAUUGUAAAAUUGGCAAAGAAUCUUUUACACUUUGUGGUUCUAAUACUUGAAAAAUAAAUACCUCAUUGCUCUACAAGUAGAGUUAAUGGGGUGUUUUAUUUAAACCUGUUGGUUUAAAUAUUAUUGCAGAGAACUCUAAUUAUGGGGGCAAAGUAUAGGCUUCUGUAUCAGGUUCUUGUAAAUGUAAUUCCUACAGGGACAUUCUGUAAAUUGAGACGUCACUAUGGUCUUCUCACAUUUUCUCUAAAAACACAAAAGAAGGCAGGUUUUAAAAUGUGAAAUUUUGAAAACGUUAUUUUUUCAUGGACAAGAGGAAAACCUAUUGUUCUCCCACGUGAUGUAUUUAUGAAUUUUGUUCAGUACAGAAAUAAAUUGUUUAAUUGAAUAAAUUAGAAAAAUGUGUUAAAAUUAUACUGCAGACUUGAUUUUUUUUUUGUUACAUCCAUGUUCACAGUACUAUAAAAUGCAAGUAUGCAUACGUGCACACACAAGGAAAUACCUUGUUCUGAGUCCUGUAAAUUGCUGCUUUUCCCAAUGAUGGAAAACUCCUUUGCCUUAUCAGACUAUGGAAGACUGUGUGAAACCUGAAAUAUUUGAUUUUUGGAUGAUGAAGCAGG
This is a messenger RNA of Pterocles gutturalis (yellow-throated sandgrouse), 1243 nucleotides long. Its product is annotated as ensconsin-like. The transcript is spliced from 2 exons. The annotation marks the transcript as partial. The record is from RefSeq and is a predicted model, not a curated record. Lineage: Eukaryota; Metazoa; Chordata; Aves; Pterocliformes; Pteroclidae.